Messenger RNA from Manihot esculenta (cassava), 3965 nucleotides. Its product is annotated as MDIS1-interacting receptor like kinase 2. Gene Ontology annotation, molecular function: protein binding; protein kinase activity; ATP binding. Bases 106 to 3645 code for a protein of 1179 amino acids. The record is from RefSeq and is a predicted model, not a curated record. The transcript is spliced from 3 exons. Gene Ontology annotation, biological process: protein phosphorylation. NCBI's taxonomy places the organism in Eukaryota, Viridiplantae, Streptophyta, Magnoliopsida, Malpighiales, Euphorbiaceae.
ACAUGUACGUGUAAGAAUCCUCUAUAAAUACCUCUUUAUCAAGCUAAAGCUCUUCAAUCACCCAUGAAAUAAUCCACCUUUUAUUUUUGUACUAUAACAGCCACAAUGUGCUUUCUCUCUAAAACACUUUCCAAGUUAUUCCAAGCCCUGCUUGUUCUCAUCUUUCUAUCCACUUCUGCCUCCACUGCAACUUCAGCCCUUACUGAUGGACCAACUAAAGUUGGGAUGGAAGCUUAUUGUCUCUUAAGAUGGAAAGCCAGUCUCGACAACCAAAGCCAAUCUGUUUUAGAUUCUUGGGUUGGCAGGGGACCUUGCAAAUGGAUUGGGGUCACUUGUGAUAGCUUUGGAAGUAUCACCAUUUUGAGCCUCAUUAAUUUAGGCUUAAGAGGUUACAGCAGGUAUGCUUGGUUUGCUACGGGUCCCGGCGGCCUUAAGCCGAUCUGGAUCCUAGCGCCGGUAACGGGUCGGAUUUCCGGGUCGUUACAUUCAGCCCUUACUGAUGGACCAACUAAAGUUGGGAUGGAAGCUUAUUGUCUCUUAAGAUGGAAAGCCAGUCUCGACAACCAAAGCCAAUCUGUUUUAGAUUCUUGGGUUGGCAGGGGACCUUGCAAAUGGAUUGGGGUCACUUGUGAUAGCUCUGCAAGUAUCACCAUUUUGAGCCUUAUUAAUUUAGGCUUAAGAGGUACGCUUCACAGUUUCAAUUUUUCAUGCUUUCCCAACCUUACACGUCUUGAGAUUCGGAACAAUUCAUUGCAUGGUACCCUUCCAUCGCAAAUCUCUAAUCUCUCCAAAAUUACAUACUUGAACUUACAUGGUAAUCAUCUCACAGGAAACAUUCCAUCUGAGAUUGGUAUGCUGAUAGAUCUUCAUACCUUAUCUCUAUCUGUAAAUCUAUUUGAUGGUCACAUUCCUGCUGAAUUUGGAAUGCUAAGUUCUCUUUCUGAGCUCUAUUUAUCAAGAAACAAUUUCACUGGUCUAAUCCCUACUUCCAUGACAAAGUUGGAAAAUCUAUCUAUACUGUACUUAUCGGAUAAUAAACUCUCAGGUUCCAUACCUUCAGAAAUUGAAUUCUUAAAAUCUUUAAAAAAACUUGGCCUGUCGAGAAAUAAACUCUCAGGAUUUAUCCCUCCUUCCAUUGGAAAAUUGAGAGAGUUAUCAAUUCUUCAACUUUUUAACAACAAACUCUCAGGAUCCAUCCCCCAUGAAAUUGGAAUGCUUGGUUCUCUUUCUCAACUCUCUCUGCAGGGAAACAAUCUCACAGGUUCAAUCCCAACUUCCAUAACAAACCUUGGAAAUCUAUCUAUUCUUCGCUUGUGGAGCAACAAACUCUCUGGUUUUAUACCUUCAGAAAUUGGGUUGCUGGUAGCUCUCACCGAUCUUGAUUUGUCAAGUAAUGCUUUAACAGGGAGAAUCCCUACUUCAAUAGGAAACUUGAGCAGCCUGUCGCACAUGGACUUUUCUGGGAAUCGAUUGUAUGGACAGGUUCCUCGAGAAAUAGGAGAACUUAAAUCUCUUAACAUAUUGAAGUUGUCAUCUAACCAGCUUAAUGGUUCCUUGCCUUUGGAAUUCAAUAAUCUUACCCGUUUGAAGUCAUUGCAAUUAGGUGAGAAUGGAUUCACGGGUCAUUUUCCAGAAGAUGUAUGCCUUGGAGGGUUACUUGAAAAAUUCACUUCUAACUUCAAUCAUUUCUCAGGUUCAAUCCCAAAAACUUUGAGAAACUGUACUAGCUUAUUCAGGCUUAGGCUAGAUUGGAAUCAAUUAACAGGGAACAUUUCAGAGAAAUUAGGGAUAUAUCCACAUUUGGAUUAUAUGGAUUUGAGUAACAAUAGAUUCCAUGGAGAGAUUCCACGGAAAUUGGGUCAGUGGAAAAACAUCACAAGCCUAAAAUUUUCAAACAACAAUAUCUCUGGUAGCAUACCGCUAGAGCUUGGAAAUGCCACUCAAUUACAUCUGAUUGACCUUUCCUGGAAUCAUUUGCAAGGGCAAAUUCCUCAAGAAUUGGCAAAGUUGAAGCUGUUGAUCAAACUUUGUCUUAAUAACAACAAUCUUUUUGGCGUUGUUCCUUUAGAUUUCAAGGUACUAUCUAAUCUGGAUCAUCUUAAUUUAGCAGCAAAUAACCUAAGUGGUCCAAUUCCUGGACAACUCGGAGAACUUUCAAAUUUGUUGAUCUUGAAUUUGAGUCGCAAUGAAUUUACAGCAGGUAUUCCAUUUGAGUUAGGGAAUCUACAUUUUCUACAAGUUCUGGAUCUUAGUCACAAUUUGUUGAUGGGAAAUAUACCACAACAACUUGGACAAUUAAGGACUCUAGAAGUGUUGAAUCUCUCAAAUAACAUGCUCUCUGGUUCGAUACCAACCACUUUUGAUAAUUUAUGGGGCUUGACUGUUGUGGAUAUAUCCUACAAUGAGUUAGAAGGUUCUAUUCCUGACGUUAAAGCCUUUCGUGAAGCUCCAUUUGAGGCAUAUAGAAACAAUAAAGGCUUAUGUGGCAAUGCCAGUAGUUUAAAGGCUUGUGCAUCUACCAAGAGUGGUAAAACCAGUCGGGCAAACAGAAAAAAGGUUGUUAUUGUGACUGUACUUCCUGUUUUGGCGGCUCUGUUUCUAGUAUUCUUAAUUGGAGGUCUCUUGAUUCUUCUCCCACUUAGAAGAAGACAAGCCCAAUCAAGGGAGUUACAAGAUAAGGAUAUAUUGGUAAUACCAGGUCAUGAUCAGGAAUUACAAUAUGAAACGAUCAUUGAGGCCACUGAGAAUUUCAACUCUAACUAUUGCAUUGGAGUUGGCGGAUGUGGAGUUGUUUAUAAAGCUGUGCUGCCAUCAGGUCGAGUGUUUGCUGUGAAAAAACUUCAUUCAUUACAGGAGUCUGACAAGUCAAAGAACUUGAAAGCCUUUGAAAGAGAGAUUCAAGUGCUGUUAGAAAUUCGGCAUCGCAAUAUUGUGAAGCUACAUGGUUUUUGUUCACAUUCAAAAGACUCUUUUCUGGUUUACGAGUUCGUGGAAAAGGGUAGCUUGAGAAGCAUUUUAAACAGUGAUGAGGAAGCAGCAGAAUUGGAUUGGAUUAAAAGGCAGAAUAUUGUCAAAGGUGUAGCUAAUGCUUUAUCUUAUAUGCACCAUAACUGCCCUUUUCCGAUCAUUCAUCGAGACAUUUCAAGCAACAAUAUUCUUUUGGAUUCAGAAUACGAACCUCGUAUAUCUGAUUUUGGUACAGCUAUGCUUUUAUUGUCGGACUCUUCCAACAAAGCCUCAUUUGCUGGGACCUUUGGAUACACAGCUCCUGAACUAGCCUACACAAUGCAAGUGAAUGAAAAAUGUGAUGUCUAUAGUUUUGGAGUGAUAACACUGGAGUUAGUAAUGGGAACACAUCCAUGCAACCUCAUCUCAUCUCUUUGGUCAUUGUCAUCAUCAGAUGAUCAUGAUAAAUUGUUGAAGGAUGUGAUAGACCAGCGUCUUCUACUUCCUCAAAAUCAAGUUGCAGAGAGUUUAGUCUACAUUACCAUGUUAGCAUUUUCAUGCUUGCAUCUCAAUCCCAAAUCUCGGCCAACAAUGCAACAAAUUUCUUCAAAGUUGACAUCUAAGUAUCCUCUGGUUUCAAAGUCAUUCUCCACAAUAAAAUUAGAAGAACUACUUUCCAACAAUAUUGCCAACAUUUGAAUAAAUUUGUAAGUUUGUAUAGAAUUAUAGAUGUAGAGGUUUACUUUGUAUAUUUGCUAGUUGAUCUAUGUACUAGGUUGUCACCCUCCUUUCUGGAGGUUUUGAUUUUGAGUUUGUCUUUUUUAUUUUUUUUUCCCUAUGCAUGUUAUCUAGCAUUUUUUUUUUAGUAUUUUCACUUUUUUUAUAUUUUUUUUUACUUAAUAUAUAGUGUAUGGAUUAAAUGUAUGAAAGACGCUCCUGAUUUGAGUUAGCUUGACAUCUUAUGUCAAGUUUUUUUAAUUUUAUAUGAUAAUAAAAUUAUUAUUAUUAUUUAAAAAGAA